AAAAUUUUAGCAUAUACACAUCUCUGGCUUUGUUUAUGUAAACUGCGUCAGUUGUCAAAAGCGUAGUAGGUGUUGUGUUGUGUGUAUGUAGAUACGGAGUUGGAUGCGCUAUCUUCGAAGAGCAUGUGAAGACGUUUGUUGUUGUUCGCACUGAAACCAAAUUACUCAGAAAAUGUCGCAUGUACAGUACUUGGAUGAAUUAAUCAGAGAAUAUCUCGUGUUUAGAGGAUUCAGCAGCACAUUAAAAGCCUUUGACUCUGAUCUGAAGAUCGAAAAGGAUAAAGGUUUUCGGGUUGACAGAAUUGUCGAACAACUGGCACAGUACAUAUCUGCCUAUGACCUUCUCGCCUUACGCGAAUUAUGGCAGCACCUCGAUCAGAAAAUGUUUUCCAAACUGGAACAUCAUUUUUCGCCAGCUGUCAAAAAAAUGGAAAAUGCUGUACUGAAAUUGUACCUCGUCAAUGCUGUCACUAAUAACAAGCCUGAGAAAGUUACGGACUUUUUUGCAAAAAUGACUCCUGAACUCAGUAGUCAGUCUGAAUGGAAAGAAUGGUUUAUGUUGCCAUUCAUUAAAUGUCCAGAGGAAAACCCCACCUUUGCUGUUCAUUUUACACGCCAGUGGCAGGAUACUCUCUUUGUAUCCUUACACAAUUUCCUUGCAAUGAUUUUUCAGGUAAGAAAAGGUAAGCUUUAUUGUAUAUCAAUAAUAAAAGUGCAAAAGAGUUCUCAGGCAGGUACUGUUUCUCGCAGGAUGAGCAGUUCACCAAGUGUGGAGGAACCACAGAAGCGUACUGUAAGUAAACAGCAGCAGCAAGUUCAUCGACCUGGUGGUAUGACGCGAAGUACUGUGUCAGCUGGGAAGCUUGCUCCCACAGAUGCAAAGCGGCGAACAUCUUCAGAAUCUCCGUCAUCGUCAUCAGUUGAUCGAAGAAGUGCUCAGAAAUCGGUUCCAUUGGAUGAAGACAAUGACACUCCACGUUUUCUGCUGCUGAUAAAGAGGGAAUAUGGGCAGCAUGCUGGAUCAGUGUGCCACUGCAAAUUCAACAGUUCUGGAACAGCACUAGCAACAGCAGACACUGAUGGUGUGAUAAAACUGUGGACAACCACUCCUGCACUGAAGACAGCAGCUACAUUUGUUACAAAAAAUUCUGUUCUUUCAUUGGACUGGGUAAUGAAGGAUGAACGCUUUGUAAUCUCUGGCCAUAAGGCAGGUCUAAUACGUUUGCAUGAUAACAGUAAGAUGGCGUGGGAAUUGAAUUCAGAAUCAGACAGCCUCUUACAAGAUUCAUGGGUGGUUGAUAUCCGAUGCAGUCCAACUGACUCAACAUUUGUAUGCUCAGUUGUUGGUGACCAAGGAAAUGGAUCUGGCAAGCUGCUACUUUAUGAUAUCAAAACACGGAAACUUGAGUCAUCAAUGUCUCUUCCAACUGAUGAUAUUGUAGCAAAUUAUGUAACCUUCAAUCAUAAUGGACAGCUUUUGAUUGCUGGUUGUAAUGAUGGAUCGGUGAGAAUAUAUGAUGUUCGCAGUAGUGACUGUAUAGAUGUAUGGCCGGCUCAUCAAGGUGCAAUUGAAUCUAUAGAAAUGACAGCAGACUUCACUGCAUGUUAUACCAUGGGAAGAGAUGGAAAGCUUUCACAGCGGAGUCUUAAUCAAAGGGGUCAGGUUCUUUGGGAAGCUACAUUACCAGAAUUAUUCAAUAUGGAUGCUAUGACAAAACCACAUGGGCAGUUGUUCACAUGGGAUCCUUCUGGCACCUAUGUCUUACUGUGUGGAAAUGCAGGUGGUGUUAUAUGUCAACCAUCAGGAUGUACUUUGUCACCUGUGCAAGAACUAAAACGCUACAAGUCUCCUGGCCCUAAAAGUUAUGGUGUGUCUGGUCUUUCUAUAGAUUGGACUAUUGCUGAUCAACUGGCGACAGUAGUCACAGGUUUGAAUGAUGGAACCAUAUUUAUGUCAAUGCUUCUCACACCAUAAGAGCUCCAGCGAUAUGAAUGUGAUUAGCUACAUGUUUGGUGCUUCCGUGGCAACAUAAUUACUUAAUAAUGCAGCAAGUUUGGCAAUAAAAUUAUUAAUUAAUGUUAUGUUUGUAUUAUUUGAGGCAGAAGUUUACACCAUGAUUAUGAAAAUAAUUAUGGUACUUUCUCAUGUACAUAUGUUUAUGAAUUCAAUAUUCAGAAAUUGUUUGCUAUGAUGAUUUAACAAUGUAGAACUGAUAACUUGGGCCACUUUAUUGCAGUAUGCGAGUACCAGGGGUAUCAAAAGUAACAUAUCAGGAAUGCAUUCUGUCUAACAUAUAACAUGGUUAGAAAUCAUAGAAGGCACAAUGCAUGAAGCUUUGCUCCAUUGGAUAUUGUGUUUCCUGUAUUCACUACAGCAUUAACUCAACAAUUUAGUCAGAUAUAAUGUAAUUUGGUUAUGUAAGUCUGUUCUUUACUUCGGUACAUAGUGCAAGCCAGUGACAAAUGGGAAAGUUUUCUGCUCUCCAGGUGAAUGAAAUGUAUUCAUUCACUUUUUAAAUGUGUAUUAGUGGUUAUAUUUAUAAAGCUAUGCUGCAGAAGAUAAAAGUCAAUGACUACAUGAAAUAAAAUUGUAUUUAUUGAGGCUUA
This is a messenger RNA of Schistocerca gregaria, 2607 nucleotides long. RefSeq names its product WD repeat-containing protein 91. Gene Ontology annotation, biological process: early endosome to late endosome transport. The transcript is spliced from 12 exons. Bases 173 to 1975 code for a protein of 600 amino acids. The record is from RefSeq and is a predicted model, not a curated record. Gene Ontology annotation, molecular function: protein binding; phosphatidylinositol 3-kinase regulator activity. Gene Ontology annotation, cellular component: extrinsic component of endosome membrane; late endosome membrane; early endosome membrane. NCBI's taxonomy places the organism in Eukaryota, Metazoa, Arthropoda, Insecta, Orthoptera, Acrididae.